Messenger RNA from Salmo salar (Atlantic salmon), 2754 nucleotides. Its product is annotated as telethonin. The record is from RefSeq and is a predicted model, not a curated record. Lineage: Eukaryota; Metazoa; Chordata; Actinopteri; Salmoniformes; Salmonidae. Gene Ontology annotation, biological process: cardiac myofibril assembly; detection of muscle stretch; cardiac muscle contraction. Gene Ontology annotation, cellular component: Z disc. Gene Ontology annotation, molecular function: protein-macromolecule adaptor activity; titin binding; titin Z domain binding.
UGUGGAGUGACAACAUGGCUUAGAAAUAGCAGCAGGGCUUCUAUAAAAGACAUAGACGGGCAUGGUCCCAGACACAGACAGCAGAGACCACCAGACCAUCACCAUCACCACCACCACAGAGACAAGAGAGAGGAGAGAGCUGCCUGAACCGUCACAGAUUACCUUGGCUAGCAACUACAGACAGACAGAUAGUCCAGAGAGAAAAACACCGAACGCAGAGAUACCAAGACAGACAGAUAGAGGAGUCCGAGAAACUACCGGAGGUGAUAAAACCGAUAUAAGGACAGAACUUCACCCACACGGAACCGUGAUAAUGCAGGUGUGUACCGUUGUUGAGAAGCGUGCUGGGGCCGUGGUGGGGGCUGAGCUGGCCUGCAGCGUACGGGAGGAGAACAAGGCUCAGAGGGAGAGCUACAAAGCCGACUGGAACAGUGUUAACAUGAAGACCCGAGCCAUGGACAGGCAGACGAUGAACAUGAACGAUGACUCUCGUCGGGAGACCUACACUCGUCAGUGGGAAGCUCGCUCUCUGACCCAGGCCUGUCCCUCGGGGGUGUACAGAGUGGGCACCGUGGAGAGGGGUGUGAGGGAGCACCAGCUCCUGCCCAAGAGGAACACCCUGCCCCUGCCCAUCUUCACCCCUGCACAGCUGGGCAUCCGGCUGGGCCGCGGAGCACCACACACCCAGGAGGACCUCCGUCCCUUCCCCAUCCCCGACGGCGCCUGCCCUGGCAAGAGGGCCGUGGUCGAGAUCACACAGGACCUGCCCCCCGUCAAGCCACUCAGGAUGGAGUUCGCCAAGGCGCCCAAAGCACUGGGCCGCUCCAUGUCACAGGAGGUCCAGAGAGGGUGAAGGAAGAGGAGAGGAAGAGGAAGAAUGGAUGUUAGGGAGAAAGAUUCAUUGUGGGGCUCAGCCCAUCAGAUAACAGCAUGGAGGGGUGUGUAUAGAUUUAUACCUAGUAACAUUUAUUCCAUCCCUAUUCCCUAGUAGAGCCGUCACACAGUGCAUACCUUUCCUGUUUCAUUACUGUAGGUAUUACAUGUCCAAUGUCGUACUGUUUGUUAUACAAGGUAUUAUUCGCUUAGAGAUCUGAUGGCAUCUUUUGACUGACAGAAAGGCAGACAAAUGCUCUGUUCUUUCAGCUGUGCCAUAAACUCAUCUCCCUGCUGACUGGAAAAGACCAGACUGUCCUUGUCACGUCUACACACUGAAUGAACUGUCUCUGCCCCCCUACCUGGCUAAAGCCAGCUGUGGAUAAGCCACACAGCGUAGUAUGGCAUUCUGACCGCAUUGUAUGCAGUGGUACAUUCUACCCCACUUGUCAUAUUAUGGCAAUGACACCUCACAGUAUUGAGACAGCAGGAUGUUUUAUAUGCUCAACCAAUGUGUGUAUGAGGAUGUAUUUAUUGAUGUAUUCAUGUGGAAUGACCAUGCACAGAUGAGGGAGGUGAAGGAAGGGAAAUAUGAAGAUAUCAAAGAUGCUUCAAAAGGGACAGAGUGGGAGAUAGCAGAAGAGAAUUGGAACUGUAGAGAGGAAAUGAACAAGAAAGUGGGCAGGGAGAGAGGGGUGGAGGGGUGGGCUCAACAUACCUUGGCAUCCAUCACUCUUCUUUUGUAACAAUGGAGAGCUGGUGAGCCUCCAGACCUUCAGAAGUCCUUGACACACUCUAAUCCUGGGUGAGAGGACAGAACGGUACAACGCCAUCCCACACUGGGAACCCAGACAAAGGAGCCCCCUGGGCACAGACGUCAAUUCAACAUCUCUUCCAUGUUGGUUCAAUGUCAUUUCAUUGAAAUGAUGUGGAAACGACGUUGAUUCAACCGGUGUGUGCCAAGUGGGAGGUGUCCCGCAUCAUGACUCAAGUCAUUGAUAUAGACUGACUGAGUAUGAUCAAGACUUAUUGUCUACAUUUUAACAACGUGUAAUUUGACUGUGUAUGAGCUGUUCUGCCCACCUAGCUGUGUUUUAAUGUUGACAUCUGAUGUACAGCAUCUGAUGUAUCUGGUAGAGUUAGUGAACAGAUCAUACAGAAUGAUGUGUCUCUACUGUUGUUGAGGAAAGUGGGGUAAGUUGAGCCAUUUCUUACGUUCAGCAUCACUCUGUCAAGGGAAAUAUAGUAUUCUUUCUAACAAAGAUAUCUACAUGUAUUUCAGGAUGUUGUGUAUCCCUGGAAAUAAACAGAAUUAAUGUUAACAUGAUAGUUUUGAAAGCAUAGUUUGUCCCAAAAAAAAGUGGUCUCUUGGCACAACUUAGUUGAGCCGGGGGCCGGGGGCCGGGUAAGUUAAGCCGUCUACAAAUUUCUGUACUGAAUGAAAUAUUACCACUACCUGUUUCCCAAAUACAAUUCAACACCAUCACAAUUGCUUUUUUGUCUUGUAGUAAUUUUAAGCAUCUUUUAACACUUGCCAUUGGCUCAACUUACCCCAUGGCCAUUGGCGCAACAUCCCAAGGCAAAUAUUUUGACAAUAUCAGCCCACACAGUUACAAGGAUGCACUUUCAUGCUAGGUUUAGGACCUCAUAUUGUAGCUUAUAGAGACCCCUCAUUAUGUAUAGAACAAUUUUUCACAGACUCCAUGAAAUGAUGACCUCUUCCUAAAUAUUUAGUCAAAUUAUUAAUUUUGUGUAUGGUUUCCAAGAAACAGCUAACCUCUUUGGCUCAACUUAUCCCACUCUCCCCUAUCUGUUUUCAUGUGUUGUGUUUAAAAUGUUUUUAGAAUUAUUUUUGUAUAAUAAAAUCUGAAGUGCUUUUCA